Messenger RNA from Cuscuta epithymum, 3935 nucleotides. NCBI's taxonomy places the organism in Eukaryota, Viridiplantae, Streptophyta, Magnoliopsida, Solanales, Convolvulaceae. The record is from the annotation of a GenBank genome assembly.
AGAAGCCUUCGACGCCCUCCUCAAUGCAGCAUUACAAGCAGAAAUGGUGCUUGGAACAAUUGCCAGAGGAAAUAAGAACCAGGACUCUGCUGAUGAUUAUUUGGAAGACAGGGUUAGUUUCAGUGAGGAUAAGAUUAUGGAUGCUGAAAGCAAAGCAGUUAUGAUGGCUUGGGAAAAGCCUUUGAUGGAAGCUCAUGCAAAGGCAGUUUGCUCAAAUGGCGGUCACAUUUUGAACAUUGGGUUUGGCAUGGGGCUUGUGGAUACUGCAAUCCAGCAAUAUGCACCUUCUUCACAUACUAUCAUUGAAGCUCACCCUGAGGUUUAUGAUCGCAUGAUACACCAAGGGUGGGGCAAGAAGGAAAAUGUGAAGAUCAUUUUUGGUCGUUGGCAGGAUGUUGUUUCAAAACUUGAAUCUUACGAUGGUAUAUUCUUUGACACUUAUGGAGAGUAUUAUGAAGAUAUGAGGGAGUUUCACCAAUAUCUUCAUAAAUUAUUAAAACCCGGUGGCAUCUACUCAUUUUUCAAUGGACUCUGUGGAGGUAAUCCUUUCUUCCACGUUGUUUACUGCCAGUUAGUUUCUCUGGAACUUGUCAGCAUGGGUUAUUCUACUCAGUUCAUACCACUACCAGUGAAAGAUUGUUUAGGUGAAGAAAUCUGGGAAGGAGUUAAACACAAAUAUUGGCAGUUGGAUACAUAUAAUCUCCCUGUUUGUCAUUCUAUCGAUGAAUCCGAUUGAAUUUGUUUAUAGGGCAUUUUCUGAACCCCACACAUGCCGGGAGUAUUCAAUUCCAAGUUGCUCUUGCUCAAUGUUCUUUCAAUACUGUAAUACUAAGGUUCAAGCAAAAAUCACUCAUUUGUAAACGUUGAAGCAGGAGACAGUGAGACACGUGUCUUAUGAUUGUCAUUAUCAAAUUUAUAUUAUCAAGAUGCAUUAUUAAUAGAUGUCAUUCUUUUUAUAGAAGAAUUUUCCAAAAAGAUCUCUUCUAUUAUCAGAUUUUUCCUACAUGUGCACAACUCUGCUGCAAUAUUGCAUCACCUAAACAUUAGUUGUUGAAGCUUUAGUUUAAGUAUUUGUAGAAAUUGCUAUAUUCUUGUUUUAGGUAUUCCUUAUGAAGAGCACACUCUCCAUGUGAAAUCACAUCAUAAGCUACAAGCUCUUAGAUACAAAGCUUAAGUAAAAACAAUAAAUUGUAAGAACUUUUUAGCAUCUAGCAUACAAUCAACACAGACACUUUUGUACAGAAGCUUCUUGACGAUACAAGUAAAGUCUGGUUGCACGAGAACUAAACAGUGACCUAUUGCAUAUUACCCACCCUAACUCAGAAAAGGAGUCUUGUAUAUAAUACUGAAUUUCAGUUUUACAAUCAAGACUCUUUUCCUGUGUGGUAGUAUUAUGAUAUUAUCAAUUGGGCUAUGGACAUUAUGUUUUCCAUCUAACCAUUAUCAAGACUCUUCCAUGACAAUAUAGGUUCAGUAGAAUCAUCAUGUGCAGCUAAAAGCAAUUGGGCUAUGGACAUUAUGUUUUCCAUCUAACCAUUCAAGAUGAGCAAAGCCAGUUGUGCCUGAUGGCAUUGAACUGGCUAUAAAUGUCACGGUGUAGUUCUUCUUCUCGUUCAGUCUACUAAAACUCAAAGUUUGUGGUUCAACUAAUAUCUUUACAGACUUCGUCAGAACAGAGACUGAGGCCUUGUAAGUAGCUGGUUUGCCCACAUUUGUGAGUGUCCUAGUGUACUUGACCACUGCAUUUUUAGCACCACCUUUACCCCAAGCCGUUUCGAGAGGAACGGCAAAAGACGGAUAAUUAAGAUCAGUUACUCUGUGCUCUUUAUUUGCACCACAUGACACGUCUUUCUUUGUGACGGUCUUGAUCAUACUUGUGGUAUAUCCUAUGGCACAAAGGAAGUUUGUAUAAUCGUCAACCGUUAUAUCGUAAAUGAGACCCGGAUCAAGUGCGGAUACCGGGUUUACAUGCCCAGCACCAUGAUCAAAUGGUGUUGAUUCCAUACCGGUUGCCGCAUCCUCAAUGGAUUUCCCAUUCUGGUAUGUUCUAUAAGCCGUAGUCAAAAGUGCUGAUCUUAUAGCUGCUGGGGUCCAUUCUGGAUGAGCCGCUUUGAGUAGUGCAGCCAGUCCGCUGACAUGCGGGCAUGACAUGGAAGUUCCAGAAACGAUAUUGAAGUUGACACGCCUUUUGUCUUGAGGUAACCCUGUCGGUCCGACUCUGCCGGUCCAACUAGCGAGGAUGUUAACCCCUGGUGCUAUGAAAUCCGGUUUGAGUAUUUCAGGUGUGAUUGUGUUUGGCCCUCUUGAACUGAAUGCUGCCACAACCGGUGAUGGCUGGACUUCCAAUUUUGUUUCUCCAAACCCUAUUGUGGCUGUCGGGUUACGAGUGGAAGAUAUGUAGCUCUUUAUCGCGUCACCCGCAGUCUCACCCACAGCUGCUGUAGGGAUGACAUGUGCAUCUGCGAUCCGAUCAUCUUCUGUAAGGUCAGUGUUUGCUAGAAUCAUGCCUAUACCACCUGCAUCUUUUACAACUAAACCCUUUUCUGCUCUUCUAUUCUCACCUCUGUCACACACCACAAUCUUCCCAGCUACCUUUGCGCGAAUUAGACUGCUCGUUGUGCAUAGUCCUCCUCCAUCAGAUGAUAUACCAUCGCCGCCAGCAUAUACUAGAGGUAUUUGGGAAGCGGGUAACGGGCUCCCUCCGUAAAGCGAUACGCCUUUAAAUUUCUUCCCGUUCCCAAGGCUGAUAUAGGUUGGGAAGUCACGAUCGAUCGUACCCGCACCCACAGUUGUUAUCCAUGGUGCCGUAUUGGAUAGGCUGUUUGAGUAUGGCCCGCCAUUUCCCGCCGAGCAGGAGACAAAGAUUCCCCUGCUCGUUGCUGCAAAUGCUCCGACUGCUAUAGGGUCAUUAUAGUAUUCUGUAAGUGAAGCACCCAAUGACAUCGAUAGUACGUUCACCCCAUCUUCAAUUGCUUUAUCAAUUGCGGCUAAUAUGUCACUGCUCAAGCACCCUCCCACCCAACAUGAUUUGUAUACUGCAACCCUUGCUUUUGAGGCCAUCCCACGUGCCACGCCUGAUCCAAAACCGAAGAAGCUCGCUCCGGUGACCGUUGAUCCGGCCGCUGUGGACACUGUGUGCGUGCCAUGACCGUCAUCAUCCCUGGGUGACUUGGAUUCGAUGGUCUCGUCAAUUGGUCCGUUCGCAGCUUCGUACCCACUUGAGAAAAACCUGGCGCCUAUGAGUUUCCGGUUACAGUUUGAUGGCUUGAAGUUUGUGCCCACCUCGCACUCCCCUUUCCAGCUUCUGGGAAUCGGACCAAACCCAGUGUCAUCAAAACUCUUUGAUUCCGGCCAAACACCGGUGUCUAUAACACCAACUACAACAUCACUCUGUACGCUGUUGUUACUAUUAAGAGAAAUGAAUUGUUUGCUUUCGAUGUGGCCAUCAAGCCCGAGAAAUAAGGGUGACCGUGUUGUGUGAAGCUCAUAUUUGACCUCUUCGUGGACCGAGAUGACCCCUGUCUGCUGCUCAAGCGUUCUUGCUUCCUCGGCAGUUAGCCGUGCAGCGAAGCCAUGAAUGGUAUUGCUAUAGGAGUAUAGCAUCUUGCCCGUGUCUGAAACCGACUUCAAGGAGGAAUCAUACCAGUGGUGAUGAUCAUCAAAGCCAGAGGGCAUGUUGGAUCUGUCCAUGUGAAUGAUGUAUGUCUUCUGCUGGAUUUUCACAUCUACUCCUUCCACAUGUCUACGAAGGAAUAACAUCAGGAGUGUUAAUGCCGGAAGAAGCAGAAACUUCAUUUUUUGGAUAUUCAUCUUCUUAUCUGUGGGCUGGAAAAGAAACCAGAAGGAAACAGUUUUGGGAUUUGAAUGGGAGAAUAUGGACCCAAUAAAAGAGGAGGAAGUGGCAACUGCUGUGAGAUUGUAUUUUUUUUUAUUUU